Notothenia coriiceps (black rockcod) is the source of this 608-nucleotide messenger RNA. RefSeq names its product ATPase family AAA domain-containing protein 3-like. The transcript has 6 exons. Gene Ontology annotation, molecular function: zinc ion binding. The record is from RefSeq and is a predicted model, not a curated record. Bases 63 to 584 code for a protein of 173 amino acids. NCBI's taxonomy places the organism in Eukaryota, Metazoa, Chordata, Actinopteri, Perciformes, Nototheniidae. Gene Ontology annotation, cellular component: mitochondrion. Gene Ontology annotation, biological process: mitochondrion organization.
CCCACAGUCGAGGCUCUGAAUCCCGAAACUGCAGCCUGUUGCACGGACACAAUUGAAGCACCAUGUCGUGGCUCUUCGGCUGGUGGGGGGGCUCCAGUUCACCGUCGUUGGAGGAGCAGGUAACGGCUGCUGCAGCUGAAGGAGCCGGGGGAGCACCAGGAGGUUCAGGGGGAGGCAGAGCCGGGGACAAGUGGAGCAACUUCGACCCGACUGGGCUGGAGAGAGCUGCAAAAGCUGCAAGGGAACUCGACAAAUCACGACAUGCCAAAGAAGCGCUUAGUUUGGCUCGUAUGCAGGAGCAGACUGUACAGCUGGAGCAUGAGAGUAAAGUUAAAGAAUAUGAGGCGGCUGUGGAGCAGUUGAAGGGCGAGCAGAUACAUCUCCAGGCCGAGGAGAGACGCAAAACACUGGUAGAGGAGACAAAGCAGAACCAGGCAAGGGCACAAUUUCAAGACAAGCUUGCCAGACAGAGGUACGAUGAACAGCUCAGGCAACAGCAAUUUCUCAACGAGGAGAACCUUCGCAAACAAGAGGAGUCGGUCUUGAAGCAGGAGUCCAUGAGAAAAUCUACCAUUCCAACAUGAAAUUGGAAGCUGAGACACAAGAAC